Molecule: messenger RNA, 759 nt
Organism: Sphenostylis stenocarpa
Lineage: Eukaryota; Viridiplantae; Streptophyta; Magnoliopsida; Fabales; Fabaceae
Source: the annotation of a GenBank genome assembly
AUGCACGAUCCCAUUCUCUUCUUCCUCUUUGUGGCCUCCCUCUCUUCCCUUGUCUUCCUCUCUUUCUCUCUCUUCAAACGCUUCUCCAAAAGGCAACACCACACUGCUCAAGUUCCCGCCUUGUUGCCACCCCAAAAUGCACCCAAGAAGAAGAAGAAGAAGCCCAAGAAGAAGAGAACCGAUACCCAAACGCAAGUUGAAGAGAACCCCAAAUCGGGUUCCGACUCGGGGCUCCGACUUGAAUCCGCGUCCUAUUACCCGUUCACGUCCUCCAGUAGCGUUAUGCAGAGAAAGAUCAAACACCAGUACGAUGAGCUCGUCAAAUGUAACCACUUGAAGAAACUGACACUGCCGCAGGUUAUACAUUUUGCUAAUAGUCUGGUUGAUGCUAGGAAUGAACUACAGCACAAAGCUGAUGUGAUUCAACGGAAGUUCGUAAUAACGAAGGCUUUACUAUGCAAGGCAGACAGAUCUUCUUUUGACCGUCUUCAUCAACAGAUAUACAAGCUAGAAUUAGAGCAAAAACGUUUAGAAGAGGAUGCCUUUGUUUAUAACUCUCUUCAACAACAGCUUAAACUCUCACCAGCAUACCAAAAGAUGCUUGAACUUGGAGCUUGCAUGGAAAAGGAAAAAUCAAGUGGACUGGGAGAGAACAGAGAUGAUGAUUUUGCUGACAUAUCUUUUGAAGAAUUGUUAGCACAGGAGAAGAAAGACUCGUUUUGGCAAAAAAAUGGGAAAUCAAGAUCAUGCUCAAGCUAA